GGGCUGGGGGAACCUCGUCCCCCGUGCUGGCGGCGGGCGGAGGUAGCUCAGAGCUGAUGAGCUGCUCCCGCUUCCCCUGUGUCUCUGCAGACUCGUCCCCCGCCAUGGUGAACGAGAGGCGCGACGGCGGCCUGCUGGUGCGGCUGGGCCCCGAGCUGCAGGCCUGUCCGCGGGAGCUGCUGCGGCAGCGGCGAGGCCACGACGGGCAGCCGCAGUACCUGGUCCGCUGGAGCGUGGUCCGCUCGGAGGAGCGAGCGGCGGGCGGCGGCUCCUCGGCGGGGCCCGAUGCCGGGAGCGUGUCGCUGUGGAUGUCCGCGGAGGAGGUGUGCGCCAGCUGCCCGGCGCUGCUGGGCGAGGGGAAGCCGGCGGGGCCGCGGGCCGAGGAGGAGAGGGCGGCCGGCCCGUUCCCCGACGAAGCCUCGCUGCGGGAGAUGGAGGCCGACGUCGGGAGCCUGGUGCGGCGAGCCGGCCGGCAGCUGGGCGGCAGCGGGGCCCCCGAAGCCGCCUCCGUGCUCAACACCGUCCACGUGCUGAGCGCCUACGCCAGCAUCGGCUCGCUGGCGGGCGCCUUCAGGGAGACGGGAGCCCUCGACCUGCUGACGAGGAUGCUGUGCCACAAGGAGAAGCAGAUCUGCCGCAGCGCCGGCAAGAUGCUGAGGGCCCUGGCUUCGCACGACGCAGGAAGCCGGUCUUACAUUCUGCUGUCCCUGAGCCAGCAGGACGGCGUCGAGCACCACAUGGACUUUGACAGCCGCUACACCUUGCUGGAGCUGUUUGCUGAGAUGAUGUCCUCAGAAGAGCACGGCAUGUCCUUUGAGGGCAUCCACCUUCCCCAGAUCCCCGGGAAGCAGCUGUUCGCCCUGGUGAAGCGCUACCUGCGCGUCACUUCCCUCCUGGACAAGCUCGGCAGCGGCGAGGAGCAGGGAGGGGAGCAGCCGGAGAGCAGCCGCGUGAAGCAGGAGUUUGAGUUCAGCAUGGCGAUGGCCGGCCUCAUCGUGGAGCUGCUGCGUGCCAUGGGCUGGGAGCACAGCCACGAGCCAGAGCCGCCGGCCCGGCAGGAGGCGAAGCCUCACAACGCCCGCUCCAUCUUCCAGCCCAAAACCCCGGCCUGCUUCGGUACCCCGGUGCCUGUGCUGUCUCCAAACCGUGGUGCCAGGAAAAAGCAGGGUGGUGCCUUCCUGACCCUGUCAGACUUUGCCGACCACAACAGCUACGUGGAAUACGUGCAGGCGCACCUGGUGCGUGGCAUGUGGGUGCGCUUGCUGGAGGACUGCGGCGAGGUUCGAGCUGGGGAUGAAGGCGAGUUUCUUCACAGCACUAACAGGAUGCACGCGGCGCAGGUUUUAUGGCAGUCAACAGGUCAGACCUACUGGAUGCAUUGGCACAUGUUGGAGAUUAUUGGCUUUGGAGACCAGCGGGAUGACUCUGCUGGUCAGGAGAAAGAAUACAGUCUGAUAGAGAGCUUCAAUCUAGACAGAGUCGUGCAGCCGUUCUUCUCCAAGCCCCUGGGGGGGCUGUACUCCCUGCCGUACCUGGGGGAGCAGCCGAGCAAGGCUGCGGAGACGCUGAGCCGUGCCGAGUGGUGGGAGCUGCUCUUCUUCGUGAAGCAGCUGGAGGCGCGGGAGCAGGAGGAGAUCGCCGGCCUCGUGCAGCGGGAGCAGGCAGAGCAGCUGCCGGGGCUGGACGAGGAGGCCCUGAUCCAGCUGCCGGUGCCCGCGGAGCUGGCCCAGAAGGUGCUGCGGGUCGUGGAGGAGCGGAGCCGGGGCAGCGCCCGCAGCCACCUGCGCGGCUCCCGCGUCUACAGCAAAUACUGGCCGGGCAGGGGGGCCGAGCGGGACGGCGGGGGCAGCCCCGCGGCGUCCUCGGAGGGUGCCGGCUGCGGGAGCGCCGGCCCUGGAGCCGCGCGGGCCGAGGCGGCGGAGGACGAGGCGGUGGAGGACGAGGACGGCGCUCGUGCGGCGCCCCGGUCGGAUUCCCAGUCGGAUUCCCAGCUGUUCGGCGAGCUGCUGGAGAGGGAAGGGCUGCGCUUCCCGGAGGCGGCGGAGAGCAGAGCGUGGGGCAGCUGCGAGGGGGCGAGCAGGAGGGGCUCGCUGGCCGAGGUGGCGCAGGUGGCGGACGUGAUCCGGAGCAGCGGCUGCGAGGCGGAGCUGCGCGUGGCUGGGCUGCAGCACAUGGUGAGGGUCCUGCAGGAGGAGCCGGAGCCGGAGCAGCAGGAGGGCGGCGAGGCCCGCAGGGAGAAGCUGGUGAAGGCGGCGGUGCAGCUGCUGAGCGCCGAGGCGGCCGAGAAGCGCCUGGUGGUGCUGGCGCUGCGGCUGGUGGCCCUGCUGAUGGAGAGGCGCGGCUGGCGCAUGCCCUUCGCCACGGAGGGCGGCGUGCGGGCCGUGCUGGCCUGCAUGCGGCAGCACGCCGCCUCCGCCCUGGUGCAGCACGCGGGCCUGGCGGCCCUGAAGGUGCUGGUGGGAGCCGGCGAGCCCGGAGGCGCCGUGGGGAAGCCCUCGCCCCUGAGCCACGGCGACGCGCAGCUGAUGCGGGAGGUCUUCGCCAGCAUCGGCUCCGCCUGCGGCGAGGGCUCGCCAGGCCUGCUGAGCGCCAUCCCCGCCGCCGUGCGCGCCAUGCAGAGCGUCCCAGGGGGCUCCUCGGGCGUGCGGAACGGCUUGCUGGUGCUGAAGAUGCUGGUGGACGGCCACCGGGACCUGGCGGAGCAGCUGGUGAGCGGCGAGCUCCCCGCGGUGCUGCAGAGCUGCUGGCGGGACGGGCAGGGCCCCUCCGCGAUGCUGGCCCUCGGCGUGAUCAACCGCCUGGCGGAGCACCGGCUGCCCCUGGGCCCCGAGACCCCAGGCGCGGAGGCCCUGCUGGAGGCCGGGGACGCGCAGACGCCCGCGGGCAGCCCGGGGGACGGCGCCCUGCCCGAGGACGUGGUGGUGGCCCUGGAGCGGCAGCUCUGCGGCCGAGGCCCCGUCCCCUCCGGCGAGGCGUCCCCGCGGCCGCAGGAGCGCGGCUGCUUCCGGAUGCUGCUGCGCAGCCUGGAGCUGCCGGGGGCCGAGAAGACCGUCGGCCUGCGGAUCCUCAGGAUCCUGAACGCGUUCCUGGACGGCUACCGGGAGGACGCGCUGCCCUGGCACGAGUGCGUGCAGCCCUGCCUGUCCUCCCUGAGCGCCCACAGCAGCGACCGGGAGGUGGUGCAGGAGGUCGUCGGCUUCCUGCACCGCCUGGCUGCCGCCAGCAAGGACUGCGCGGUGGCCAUGUGCCGCGCGGGCGCCCGCGAGGCCCUGGCCAAGGCCCUGGAGCAACACAGCCCGGCCGUGCCGAUGGCGCCAGCCCUGCUGGAGCUGCUGAGCGACUGCGAGAAGGCCGCCGGCCUGCACGGGACGCUGACGGGCAGCGUCUUGGCUGGCUGCAUCCAGCUGGCGCUGGGGCAGAUCGAGGAGCACCGCCGGAGCCAGCGGCCCAUCAGCGUCCCCUUCUUCGACGUCUUCCUGCGCAACCUGUGCCGAGGCUCCGGCGUGGAGGUGAGGGAGGACAAGUGCUGGGAGAAGGUGCAGGUCUCCUCCAACCCGCACCGCGCCGGCAAGCUCACGGACAGGAACCCCAAGACCUACUGGGAGUCGAACGGCAGCAGCGGCUCCCACUUCAUCACCGUGCACAUGCAGGGCGGGGUGGUGGUCAGGGAGAUGAGCAUGCUGGUGGCCAGCGAGGACUCGAGCUACAUGCCGGCCCGCGUGGUGGUGCUGGGGGGAGACAGCCCUGCCGCCAUCCGGACGGAGCUCAACGCCGUGACCGUGCUGCCCUCGGCCAGCAGGGUGGUGCUGCUGGAGAACAUGACGCGCUUCUGGCCCGUCAUCCAGAUCCGGGUGAAGCGGUGCCAGCAGGGCGGCAUCGACACGCGCGUGCGCGGCAUCGAGGUGCUGGGGCCCAAGCCCACCUUCUGGCCCGUCUUCAAGGAGCAGCUGUGCCGGCGGACGUUCCUCUGCUGCACCGCUCGGGCGCACGCCUGGUGCCGGGAGAUCCGCCGGGACCGGGGGCGGCUGCUGCAGCUCUUCGGCAAGCUGAACCGGGCGCUGCGGCACGAGCAAGACUUCGCCGAGCGCUUCCUUCCUGACGACGAGGCGGCCCGGGCCUUGGGCAGGACGUGCUGGGAGGCCCUGGUGAGCCCCCUGGUGCAGAGCAUCACCAGCCCAGACCCCAGCGGCGUCAGCCCCCUGGCCUGGCUGCUGGGCGAGUACCUGGGCAGCGGGGAGCCGCCCCAAGGCCCCCCGUCCCGCGGCGCCGCCUUCGGCUCCCGCGUGCGGCUCCUGACCCAGCUCCUGGUGCACGUGGACCCUGGCGGCGUGGAGCUGGAGGAGGCAAGGGCGGCGGGCGGGCAGGAGGGCAGGAACGAGGAGGCGCCGCCCAGGGUGGCGGCGGUGCGGAGGCCGAGCGGGCUGUGGGGCGUCGUGCAGUGCUGGCGCGGCGUGGUGCAGCAGCAGGUGCAGCGGCUCCUGGAGGCGGCGGGGCAGGCGCCAGACGUGGUGGAGCGAUACUGCGGGCUGUACCGGCGCCUGCGCGGCGCCACGGAGGAGCUCUUUGGGCAGCAGGCUGCCUUCGUGGUGGCCCUGGGCCAGGGCUUCGCGGGGGCGCUGCUGCAGCUCUCCUUCCUCACCGCCCUGCACGUGAGCGAGCAGUUUGCCCGCUACCUCGACGGGAAGAUCCAGGAGCUCCACGGGGCCGUGGGCAGCACGGGGCUGCUGCAGCAGCUCCUGGAGCCCUUCGUCGUCUUCAGCGGCCUGGAGUUCGCCCACACCUUCGAGCACUUCUACCGGCUGUACCUGGGGGACCGGCUGCUGGCGCAGGGCCCCUCGUGGCUGGAAGGGGCCGUCCUGGAGCAGAUCGGGCUGUGCUUCCCGCGCCGCUUCCCCCAGGAGAUGCUGAGCGACUUGGCCGAGUCGGAGGAGCUCCAGCGGCAGUUCCGCCUCUCCCAGCUGCAGGAGCGGGACAAGCGGCUGCUGGGGCUGGGCGCGGGCCCCGAGAGCCCCGAGGACGAGGCGCCGGGGGAGGCCUCGCUGGCGGACGCUCCGGAGGUGACGGUGCUGGCCCUGUCCCCGCGCUGCUGGCCCGUGUCCCCGCUGUGCCACAUGGACGAGCCCGGCAGGUUCUUCUCGGCAGCGCUGAGCUCCCCGCUGGCCGCCUUCGCCGCCUUCUGCGGGCAGAGCCAGAGCCAGCGGGGCUGGACGUGCACGAGGCCCCGGCGGCUGCAGUGGACGUGGCUGGGCCGUGCCGAGCUGCACUUCGGAGACUGCGUCCUGCACGUGUCCACGCUGCAGAUGUUCGUCCUGCUGCGCUUCAACGGCGCCGAGGAGGUGGCCGUGGAGUCCCUGCUGCAGGCCACGGGGCUCCCUGCGGAGCUGCUGCAGCAGGCGCUGGCACCGCUGACCGAGGGCGAGGGCGUCCUGGUGCGGAGCUGCGCGCUGGGGGCUCCAGGUGCCCUGCGGCUGAACCGGGCGGCCCUGGCCCAAGCCUCCGGCCGCCACCUGAGGCUGCUGCCCCGGCAGAGGUACCUGCGGGCAGAGAGGGCCGAGAGCGGCGCCCUGGAGAGGAAGAGGAACGUCCUCUGCUGCCUCAUCACCCGCGUCCUCAAGGCGGAGAAGCAGCUGCACAUCGACAACCUGGUGUUUAGGGUGAUCGAUGCCUGCCAGAAGGGUGAGCUGGGGCCGGGGCUGCAGUUCCUGAGCUUCUGCUGCCACAGCGUGGACGUGCUGUCCUGCGUCCUGCACCUGCUGAACCAGGGCUACCUGCGGCGCCAGGAAGAGAGGCCCCACGUCCUGGAGUUCGUCCCUGCUGAGCCCACAACACCCCUUGGGGGCCAGGCACAGAUGGUUUUCCAGAGGCAGCUACCAGCCACAUAUCCAGAUGAGGACAGCAAGGACUGCCUGUAUCGGUCGAAUUCUGGCACAGACAGAUCGGAGGAGUUUCUCCUGGCAAUGCUGCAGGUGCCAAUGGGGCACACGCUUAGUUUGGAGGAGGCAAAGCUGCUCAUGAAUCAGACGGUGCAGCGGGUCCAGGAUACUCUGAGCAUCCCAGAGGACGUUGCUCGGCACCUCCUCAUGCACUGCAGGUGGAAUGUGGAUUUCCUGAUCCACUGUUACGUGGAGGACUGUCGGUCACUACUCAUCGCCUCGGGGCUUGAAGUGGAAGAUGCCCAGCGCCCUCCAAGCCCGGGAACCCACUGCCCAGUCUGUGUGAACCAGUUGUGUCCCACUGAGAAGCCACCGUCCCUCUGCUGCAUGCAUUACUGCUGCAAGCCCUGCUGGAACGAGUAUCUCACAACUCGCAUUGAACAGAACAUGGUCCUCAGCUGCACCUGUCCCAUUUCCGAGUGCCGUGCGCAGCCCACCACAGCAUUCAUCUAUUCCAUUGUCUCCUCCAAGGAGAUUAUAGCCAAGUAUGAAAAAGCCCUCCUCAGAGGCUACGUUGAAUGUUGCUCCAACCUGACGUGGUGCACCAACCCUCAGGGCUGCGAUCAGAUCCUCCUUAAAGAUGGGCUUGGUUACGAGGCAGCCUGUUCCAAGUGCUCCUGGAUAUCCUGUUUCAACUGCAACUUCCUAGAGGCCCAUUAUCCUGCCAGCUGCAGCCACAUGUCUCAGUGGGUGGAUGACGAUGGGUACUACGAGGGAAUGACAAGUGAAGCACAAAGCAAGCACCUGGCUAAACUCAUUUCGAAGCAUUGUCCAAGCUGCCAGGCUCAGAUAGAGAAAAACGAGGGCUGUCUGCAUAUGACGUGUGCCAAGUGUAAUCAUGGCUUCUGCUGGCGUUGCCUCAAGCCCUGGAGGCCAACUCAUAAGGAUUAUUACAACUGCUCUGCUAUGGUGAGUAAAGCAGCUUGGCAGGAGAAGCGUUUUCAGGAUUACAAUGAGAGAUGCACCUUUCAUCAUCGUGCGAGGGAAUUUGCCAUGAGUCUGAGGAACAGGGUUUCUUCCAUCAUUGAGAUGCCAAAAAUUAGGACUUUGACUUUUGUUCUUCAUGCCUGCAAAGUGCUGGAACAGGCACGGAAGGUACUGGCCUACUCAUGUGUGUACAGCUAUUAUAGCCAGGACACGGAGAGCAUAGAUAUUGUUGAACAGCAGACUGAGAACCUAGAGCUGCACACGAACGCUCUGCAAAUCCUUCUGGAGGAAUCCCUGCUGCAGUACCACGACCUGGCUUGCUCUCUUCAGCUCCUGAAAGCAGAGCAAUUCAAUACUGGUUUGGAGUUGGUGCACCGGAUCAAGGAGCGUCUCUUUGCAAUUCUCUGGCACUCCACACAGGAUUUCCGUGUUGGGCUUGAGACUUUGACAGAUCCUGGUCAGAAUAAGUUGAAACUCUCCAACGUGCCUUCUUUGGCCCCUGCCUGUGUAGGGCCAAGACCUACCGUCUUCUUUGAGUCCCUCAACACAGCCGAAGAUGGAAAAGAGAAUGAAGAUGAGGAAUAUGACCCGCACUGGCAGGAAGACUACGGUGAAGAUGAUGAUGAUGACCUUGAUGAAGACAACUUUCUGUUUGAUGAUGAGUCAGAUAACCUUGACUGUGACUCCUACUUUGACGAUGAUGAUGCCUAUGACUAGAGGUGGGCUGUCACCCAGCCUGCCAGCCUGGACCUCUGCAUCCAGGCUGUCUUGACCAGUUUGUCUUAGUGUCUCUCCUCAAAGAUAGUAUGGAGCUCUCAGGCAGAAUGAGGAGACGUUUUCCUUUGGGGGCUGCUUUCUUAGUGCUUAAUAUGCAGAACCAUCGCUCUGGGCAGAUGGGCUGUGUUACUGUGGUCACCUCUCUCAGAAAGACAUCUCCUUCCCUUUCUCGUCUCCACUUCUGCCCUAGAUACAAUCAUCUAAUUGAGUUUGGAGCUGAACUGUGAUUUUUCUAAGUGAGGACUGCUUGCUGCCUGUUGAAAGACUGUUUGGUUUUUUGGACUGCCCUCCCCAAGUGCUGUGUCAUGUGUCCUAGCAUGACGCUGUCUAAUCCAGCCAGUGUCUAGAAAUACCAUAAAAGCAAUGUGUUAACACUCAAGCCAAAGCUUACCAUCUGCAGCUGAUGGGGUCCCCUCCAGAGUGACAGACAUGGCUCAGUGCGUUAUUUUUUCUGUUUGUUGUUGAAGUUGUCUUCUCUGCCAUAAAGCAGGAUGGGCUGCUAUCAGCGGCACAAGUUUGCAGGGCUGCGUUUAAGUGUAUAAAUGUAUGAGUGCAUGCACACACACAUAUAUAUAUACACGCGGAGUUUGUUUGGAUUACACUUUAUCUUUGCAAAAAAAUAAAACCCUGAAGAACAAGGGUUGAAAAAAAA
This is a messenger RNA of Oxyura jamaicensis (ruddy duck), 8289 nucleotides long. Its product is annotated as cullin-9-like. The coding region runs from base 57 to 7577 and encodes 2506 amino acids. Gene Ontology annotation, molecular function: zinc ion binding; ubiquitin protein ligase binding. Lineage: Eukaryota; Metazoa; Chordata; Aves; Anseriformes; Anatidae. The record is from RefSeq and is a predicted model, not a curated record. Gene Ontology annotation, biological process: ubiquitin-dependent protein catabolic process. The transcript has 41 exons.